AUGGGUGGGCUCGGAAGUGCGAGCAACGACUACAACUACUGCACCAGCAACGACUACAACUACUGCACCAGCAACAACUACAACUACUGCACCAGCAACGACUACAACUACAGUACCAGCAACGACUACAACUACAGCACCAGCAACGACUACAACUACUGCACCAGCAACGACUACAACUACAGCACCAGCAACGACUACAACUACAGCACCAGCAACGACUACAACUACAGCACCAGCAACGACUACAACUACAGCACCAGCAACGACUACAACUACUGCACCAGCAACGACUACAACUACAGCACCAGCAACAACUACAACUACAGGACCAGCAACAACUACAACUACAGCACCAGCAACGACUACAACUACUGCACCAGCAACAACUACAACUACAGCACCAGCAACAACUGCAACUACAGCACCAGCAACAACUACAACUACUGCACCAGCAACAACUACAACUACAGCACCAGCAACAACUACAACUACUGCACCAGCAACAACUACAACUACAGCACCAGCAACAACUACAACUACAGCACCAGCAACAACUACAACUACUGCACCAGCAACGACUACAACUACAGCACCAGCAACAACUACAACUACAGCACCAGCAACAACUACAACUACUGCACCAGCAACAACUACAACUACAGCACCAGCAACAACUACAACUACUGCACCAGCAACGACUACAACUACAGCACCAGCAACAACUACAACUACUGCACCAGCAACAACUACAACUACUGCACCAGCAACAACUACAACUACAGCACCAGCAACGACUACAACUACUGCACCAGCAACAACUACAACUACAGCACCAGCAACAACUACAACUACAGCACCAGCAACGACUACAACUACAGCACCAGCAACAACUACAACUACAGCACCAGCAACGACUACAACUACAGCACCAGCAACAACUACAACUACUGCACCAGCAACGACUACAACUACUGCACUAGCAACAACUACAACUACAGCACCAGCAACGACUACAACUACUGCACCACCUACGACUACAAAAACUACAACACAAGCAACAACUACAACUACAACUACUGCAGCCUCCUCUGCUGUGUCUGA
This is a messenger RNA of Knipowitschia caucasica, 1104 nucleotides long. The record is from the annotation of a GenBank genome assembly. Lineage: Eukaryota; Metazoa; Chordata; Actinopteri; Gobiiformes; Gobiidae.